GAGGAGUAAGGUGGACGCGGUUGUGCGCAGGCUCAGACCACAGAGUGCGCAGGCGCAGUUUACAGCGCAGUGCUCAAGGCGACGUGGCGGGCGGGAGUACGGAAGCCGCUGGGAGAAGCUGCUCUCACCGCUACUCUGAGCAUCUCCCUGCUGCGUGGAGCUUUUCCUGGCACCAUGUUGAAGAAGUUCGACAAAAAGGACGAGGAGUCGGGUGGAGGCUCCAACCCCCUCCAGCACCUGGAGAAGAGUGCAGUACUCCAAGAGGCUCGGGUCUUUAAUGAAACUCCUAUCAACCCUCGGAAAUGUGCCCACAUCCUCACCAAGAUCCUUUACCUCAUAAACCAGGGGGAGCACCUGGGGACCACAGAAGCAACUGAAGCGUUCUUCGCCAUGACCAAGCUCUUUCAGUCCAACGAUCCCACACUCCGUCGCAUGUGCUACUUGACCAUCAAGGAGAUGUCCUGCAUUGCAGAGGAUGUCAUCAUUGUUACCAGCAGCCUGACCAAAGAUAUGACUGGGAAAGAAGAUAAUUACCGUGGUCCCGCUGUGCGAGCCCUCUGCCAGAUCACUGACAGCACCAUGCUGCAGGCUGUCGAGCGCUACAUGAAGCAGGCGAUUGUGGACAAGGUCCCCAGUGUCUCCAGCUCUGCCCUUGUGUCUUCCCUGCAUCUGCUGAAAUGCAGCUUUGAUGUGGUCAAGCGCUGGGUGAAUGAGGCCCAGGAGGCAGCAUCCAGUGACAACAUCAUGGUACAGUACCAUGCACUAGGACUUCUGUACCAUGUGCGGAAGAAUGACCGCCUGGCCGUGAGUAAGAUGAUUAGUAAGUUCACCCGGCAUGGCCUGAAAUCCCCCUUUGCCUACUGCAUGAUGAUUCGAGUGGCCAGCAAGCAGCUAGAAGAAGAAGAUGGCAGCCGUGAUAGCCCACUGUUUGACUUCAUUGAGAGCUGCCUGCGUAACAAGCACGAGAUGGUGGUAUAUGAAGCUGCCUCAGCCAUUGUCAACCUGCCAGGCUGCAGUGCCAAAGAGCUGGCCCCCGCCGUGUCAGUGCUCCAGCUUUUCUGCAGUUCGCCCAAGGCCGCUCUUCGCUAUGCUGCUGUGCGCACCCUCAAUAAGGUGGCCAUGAAGCACCCAUCAGCAGUGACCGCCUGCAAUCUGGAUCUGGAAAACCUGGUCACAGACUCGAACCGUAGCAUCGCCACAUUGGCCAUCACCACCCUCCUCAAGACAGGGAGUGAGAGCAGCAUUGACCGCCUUAUGAAGCAGAUUUCUUCCUUCAUGUCAGAGAUCUCAGAUGAGUUCAAGGUGGUGGUUGUCCAGGCCAUCAGUGCCCUGUGCCAGAAGUACCCUCGCAAACAUGCCGUGCUCAUGAACUUCCUGUUUACCAUGCUAAGGGAAGAGGGUGGCUUUGAGUACAAGCGCGCCAUCGUGGACUGCAUCAUCAGCAUCAUUGAGGAGAACGCAGAGAGCAAGGAGACAGGGCUGUCACACCUGUGCGAGUUCAUCGAGGACUGUGAGUUCACGGUGCUGGCCACCCGCAUCCUGCACUUGCUGGGCCAGGAGGGGCCCAAGACCAACAACCCCUCCAAGUACAUUCGCUUCAUCUACAACCGUGUGGUCUUGGAGCAUGAAGAGGUUCGGGCAGGUGCAGUGAGUGCCCUGGCCAAGUUUGGAGCCCAGAACGAAGAGAUGUUACCUAGUAUCUUGGUGUUGCUGAAAAGGUGUGUGAUGGAUGAUGACAAUGAAGUGAGAGACAGAGCCACCUUUUAUCUGAACGUCCUGGAGCAAAAGCAGAAGGCUCUCAAUGCAGGUUAUAUCCUAAAUGGUCUGACUGUGUCAAUCCCUGGUCUGGAGAGAGCCCUGCAGCAGUACACACUGGAACCCUCCGAAAAGCCAUUUGACCUCAAGUCUGUGCCUCUGGCCACUACCCCUAUGGCAGAACAGAGACCAGAAAGCACCGCCACUGCAACAGUCAAACAGCCGGAGAAAGUGGCAGCCACUCGGCAGGAGAUUUUCCAGGAGCAGUUAGCAGCGGUGCCUGAGUUCCAGGGGCUCGGGCCCCUCUUCAAGUCCUCACCUGAGCCAGUGGCCCUCACUGAAUCAGAAACUGAGUAUGUCGUUCGUUGCACCAAACACACCUUCUCUGACCACUUGGUGUUCCAGUUUGACUGCACGAACACCCUCAAUGACCAGACGCUGGAGAAGGUCACAGUGCAGAUGGAGCCCACGGAGGCAUAUGAAGUGCUCGCCUAUGUGCCUGCCAGAAGCUUGCCCUACAACCAGCCUGGGGCCUGCUACACACUAGUGGCUCUGCCCAAGGAAGACCCCACAGCUGUGGCGUGCACAUUCAGCUGUGUCAUGAAGUUCACCGUCAAGGACUGUGACCCCAACACUGGAGAGAUUGAUGAAGAAGGCUAUGAGGAUGAAUACGUGCUGGAGGAUCUAGAGGUUACCGUGUCUGAUCACAUCCAGAAAGUCAUGAAAGUGAACUUUGAAGCAGCCUGGGAUGAGGUCGGGGAUGAGUUUGAGAAGGAGGAAACAUUCACCCUCUCUACUAUCAAGACACUUGAAGAGGCUGUGGGCAAUAUUGUGAAGUUCUUGGGAAUGCAUCCUUGUGAAAGGUCAGACAAAGUGCCAGAGAACAAGAACACUCACACGCUGCUGCUAGCUGGUGUGUUCCGAGGUGGUCAUGACAUCCUUGUGCGCUCCCGGCUUCUGCUUUUGGACACAGUGACAAUGCAGGUGACAGCCAGAAGCUCAGAGGAGCUGCCAGUAGAUAUCAUCUUGGCAUCUGUGGGUUAAAGGUCUGGCCUGAGCUCUGUUCCUACCUUUUCCAACACUACAUCAAAGUCGCUUCUUCCCAGUGAAGCCAGUGGAAACCCUUCCCCACAUCUCUAUCCAGAAACAAUCAAGAAUCAAUACAGAUUUUUUUUUAAUUGCAUCCUAUCAUUCAGGAAUGCUAGGGUAGAUUUCGUCACCCUGUCUGCAAGGAGACAUCAUAAGUGAAUAAAAUGUUCAGACUUCUCGGAUAUUUAUCCCCAAGGAAACUGACUCAUUCCUGUAAUAAGUCAGCAUGUAGUUCUUAAAUAACUGCUUCUUCUGCAGGCUCGUGCUCAGGGCCUCCACCCUUCCUUGAAGCCUCCCCUCACCAAGAGGAGCAUGCGCUUAUCCCUUUGGGACUGUGUCGGUGCCAAGCUUAGGAUGUGUUAAAGGCUAGCUGAGUGACAACAGCCAGCAGGUCUGACAAGCCAUUCAUCGUCAGGCAUUUAUAGAUAGAUGGUUCUCCAAAGGACUGAGGUCCUUCGCCUGGGUGUUACCCGAUUAUCCCUGGCUUCGAGGGUGUCCAGAGGUUCUGCUCUGGGCCAGUCUGUGAGAACAUAGACUGACUUUCUCUUUGGCUGGAGAGUAAGAAAUCCUACAGUAUGCCUCAAGGGUCUUGGGCUUAAACUCAAAUCAGGUGGUUUUAAAUUGUUGCAACCACCAGUAGAACUUGUUUCUAAGAAGUGGGCCUCUGUGGGGCUACUGAGAUGGCUCAGCAGGUAAAGGCCCUUGCCGAGACUACCUACGUGGUAGGAGAGAACCGUUUCCCACAAGUUGUUCCCUGGCCUCAUGCACACCGUGCAUGCAAGCGCACAUACACACACACGUGCACAAUAGAACAUAAGCCUGCACCUUUAGGCCAGCCCAUACCCUCAAGAGACCAGCCACACUUGAGCAUAGUUAUGAAGCUGUCUUUGCUAUGGCCUCACAGUAGUAGUCCAUGAUUUAUGGUCCUGGCUCCUCCAUGUGCUUGGUCAUGCCUGCUGUGUUGAACUAAAUCAUGCGAUGUGAAAUUUCCUGUCACCCCUAAAAGGUUAUAAAGAGCCAAGGUUCUCGUUUGUUUGGAGGGAUUUGCUCAGGAAGGUGGCCUGAAGGCUGCUCCGUACAGACAUUCCUCUGACCCCCACCGGCAACCCCCUUCUGGGGACUCAGGAGCUGCUCCUCUGGCCUGGCAUCUCUUCCCUCCUUCCUUCCAGUCCUUAAUAAAGGGCCUUUCCAGGCUUUAAAGGAAAGCCUAGCCUUCCUUUUAAGGCCCGGCUUGCUUAGACCUCCACCAUUGUGUUCUUUCUGCCUAAUACCCUCCCCUCUACCCCAAGGCCUGAUCAUAGCCUGGAGGCCAUUCCAUUCUAAUAAACCUCUGGAAAGAGAA
Molecule: messenger RNA, 4186 nt
Organism: Psammomys obesus (fat sand rat)
Lineage: Eukaryota; Metazoa; Chordata; Mammalia; Rodentia; Muridae
Gene: Copg1
Product: COPI coat complex subunit gamma 1
Exons: 24
Coding region: 175-2799 (874 amino acids)
Biological process (GO): endoplasmic reticulum to Golgi vesicle-mediated transport; protein secretion; intracellular protein transport
Cellular component (GO): endoplasmic reticulum; Golgi membrane; COPI vesicle coat
Molecular function (GO): structural molecule activity
Source: RefSeq, a predicted model, not a curated record